Messenger RNA from Moneuplotes crassus, 785 nucleotides. NCBI's taxonomy places the organism in Eukaryota, Ciliophora, Spirotrichea, Euplotida, Euplotidae. The record is from the annotation of a GenBank genome assembly.
AUUUAUUUAGGCAAUAUCUGGAUUAUGGCUACCAAUAAGGGGUUAACUAUUUAUGGACAUAUCCUGUCACCAUUUUCAUCUUUUGUAAGAGCUACUGCUGAAUACUGCAACAUUGAGUUCACAUAUUAUACAGUCAACCUUGCUCGUGGAGAGCAUAAGAGAGACUGGUUCCUCAAAAUUAACCCUAAAGGUCAAAUUCCUGCUAUCAAAGAUGACGAUCACUGUCUUGCUGAAUCAAUCGAAAUUGCUAGAUAUCUUAUCAAAAGUAGGGAAGUUGACACUCCACUGUAUCCUUACAGUGAUCCUGCAAAGAUUAAAGAGAUAGAUGGACUCUUUGAAGAGUUCAAGGAUCUCGAACCAGCCACAAUGGAAAUAAACAUGAAACUUUGGGCCGCUCCAUACUUCUUUGGAACUCCAAGACCCUCAGAAGAGAAGAUUCAGACACUGAUGGAUGAUCUUUAUGAGCAAUACCAGAAGUUAGACGAUCAUCUCUCCAAAUCAGAGACCAAAUAUCUCACUAGUGAUGAAACUCCGACGCUGAUUGACUUCUGGGUAUUCAUGUUGAUCUAUAAGCUCACUGAUAACAAUGGGUUGAGCACGGUAGAUAACCAUCCAAAUUUAGCAAAGUGGUUCAGAAGCAUGAAUGAGAUUGCUAUCCUAAGUACAUUGCGUGGACAAGGAAGACGCAUGCUUAGAUUUGUUAACUUCAUCUUUGGAUAUGUAAUGCCAGUUGUGAACUGCAUCAGAUGUAAGAGAAGAAGGCAAGGAUAGAUCUUGACGUCAUA